Molecule: messenger RNA, 609 nt
Organism: Odobenus rosmarus divergens (Pacific walrus)
Lineage: Eukaryota; Metazoa; Chordata; Mammalia; Carnivora; Odobenidae
Exons: 3
Coding region: 1-609 (202 amino acids)
Source: RefSeq, a predicted model, not a curated record
AUGGAGCCGCUGGAGCAAGUGACAGAGACGCCCAUAUCCAAUGCCCUGGGAAAAAGAUCUCCCGGCAGUGAUCUCAUAGAAGAAAUGAAAACCCAGAUAGGAUCUCAUCCUGAGGACUGUGUCUCUGCUUCUGAAGGAUCAACCUCAGACCCACUAGAUCACAUGGUUGUGAAAAUGGCCUGGGGUUCCAUGAUGCAGGCAAUUUCACCCCACUCUGACACUCGUCCACCUUGCAUAGAACCAGUCAUCAGGUUCAGCCAAGGAGAGAAGGUGGAGCAGCAUCCUUCUACCCUGAGUGUGCCCCAGGGAAGCAGCUCUGUUAUCAACUGCCGUUAUUCAGACAGUGCCUCAGAGUACUUCCCUUGGUAUAAGCAAGAGUUUGGAAAAGGUCCCCAGCUCCUUAUAGACAUUCGUUCAACCAUGGCCACAAAAGAAGACCAAAGAUUCACUGUUUUAUUGAAUAGGACAGCCAAACAUCUCUCCCUGCACAUCGCAGACACCCAGCCUGAAGACUCAGCUGUGUACUUCUGUGCAGCAAGCACACAUUGCUUCCCAGACAGCUGCUACCUGCACUCAAACCUGGGUCUGGGGCAGCCCCCUGUCCUUUGA